Gigantopelta aegis is the source of this 2853-nucleotide messenger RNA. Its product is annotated as DNA (cytosine-5)-methyltransferase 1-like. Lineage: Eukaryota; Metazoa; Mollusca; Gastropoda; Neomphalida; Peltospiridae. Gene Ontology annotation, cellular component: nucleus. Gene Ontology annotation, molecular function: chromatin binding; methyltransferase activity. The record is from RefSeq and is a predicted model, not a curated record.
AUGCUUGGAGAAGAAGACGUUCAUCUAACAAAUGGAACUACAGCUGAAAAAACAGAUUCCAGUUCCUUGAAGGCCAUGCAACAUUUGGAUGAUCCAAAAUUAAAAGUUUUCAUCGGUGACCCACCUAAUGCUAAUGAAGAAUUUAUCACACUAGCUGAUUCUAGCCUAUCUUUAUUAAGUGGUGAUCAGGAGAGUGCAUUAGAUGAUAUACCACAACACAAGAUAACAGAUUUUACUGUUUAUGAUCAAAAUCAUCAUUUGUGUCCAUUUGAUACUGGGCUGGUUGAAAAAAAUGUCGAGCUUUUUUUCAGUGGAACUGUCAAACCAAUUUACGACGAAAACCCUGACCCUUCAGAUGGUAUACCUACUAAAGAACUAGGUCCUAUCAAUUCAUGGUGGAUUGCUGGUUUUGAUGGAGGAGAAAAAGCUCUUGUUGGAUUUACUACAGCUUAUGCUGAGUAUAUAUUAAUGGAAUCCUCUCAAGACUACAGUGAAAUAAUGGCCUCUGUACAAGAGAAAAUCUACCUUAGUAAAAUUGUAAUAGAGUAUCUUGAAGAGUUUCCUGUAGCUACUUAUGAGGAUCUAUUAAAUAAAAUAGAGACUACAGUCCCUCCUCAAUCUAUUGCUGUACCUCCUACUGAGGAUGCUCUCCUAAGACAUGCACAGUUCAUUGUGGAGCAGGUUGAAAGUUAUGAUCAAUAUAGUGAUGAAGAUGAAGAUCUAUUACUAGUAUCUCCUUGUAUGAGAGCUUUAAUAAAACUAUCAGGAGUCACAUUAGGAAAACAGAAAUCUGCCAGGAGGUCAGCUAAGCAGCCCAAAGUGAAGGCAUCCAAACAUACUAAGAAAGACAUUAGAUCUCCAAGUAAGAAAAUUAAAGAAGAGAAGAAGAUAAAGAUUGAUGAAGAAAUGUAUCCUGAAAAAUAUCGUAAAAUGUCAGAUUAUGUCAAGGGCAGUAACUCUGAUUCUUCACCUCCAUUUCAAAUAGGUCAAAUAUUGGAGAUAUUUACCAAGUCCUCUAUUAGUAAACUUAUUGAUGAUGUUAAGGUUUACCUUAAAGUGAGAAUGUUCUACAGACCACAAGACACACACAAGAACAAUGCUACAGAUCAAGCUGAUCUUAAUCUUGUCUAUUGGAGUAAUGAAGAGACUACUGUAGAGGCUAAUAUUGUAUGUGGUAAAUGUACUGUAAAACAUGGGGAAGAUAUUGAAGGGGAUAUUGACUCCUACUUCCUGGGAGGACCUGAUAGGUUUUACUUUUUAGAGGCUUACUGUGCAAAGACUGGAGAAUUUGAAGACCCUCCCCUACAGGCCAGAUCUAAGGGGAAAGGAAAGGGUAAAGGCAAGGGUAAAAAUAAAGGUAAAGGACCAGCUCAUGACACACCAGUUAGUACUGAACAAGAAGAAACUCAACCUCCACCAUCCUUUCAUAAAUUGAGAACUCUAGAUGUCUUUGCGGGAUGUGGAGGUUUGACAGAAGGAUUUCAUCAGUCAGGUGUAGCUGAGGCAUGUUGGGCCAUUGAAAAAGACGAGCCAGCAGCACAGGCAUUUAGAUUGAACUAUACAAAGGCAUCUGUCUUCACUGAUGACUGUAACGCUCUACUUAAACUUGUAAUGGAGGGUGUAGAGACUGCUAAAGGGCAACGUUUACCACAAAAAGGUGACGUUGAGAUGUUAUGUGGAGGACCACCUUGUCAAGGAUUUAGUGGAAUGAACAGAUUCAAUUCUAGAGAAUACUCACAGUUUAAGAAUUCACUUGUUAUCUCUUAUUUGAGUUUUUGUGAGUAUUAUCGUCCUCGUUUCUUUCUUUUGGAGAAUGUUCGUAAUUUUGUAUCAUUCAAACGAAGUAUGGUCCUCAAACUAACACUACGUUGUCUAGUUAAAAUGGGAUAUCAAUGUACAUUUGGUGUAUUACAAGCUGGUCAAUAUGGUGUCCCUCAAACAAGAAGAAGAGCUAUUGUUUUUGGCAGCAGCUCCUGGAGAGAAACUACCAACUUUCCUAACCCCACUCAUGUAUUUAGUCCUAGAGCUUGUCAGUUAACAAUAGUUGUUGAUGAUACUAAGUUUGAGACAUCCAUCAGAUUAGACUCUGCUCCAUUUCGUACCAUCACUGUCAAAGAUGCCAUGUCAGAUUUACCUGAUAUCUAUGGGUCAUCAGCUCUUAACAUGAACUACAAUGGAGAACCACAUUGUCACUUCCAACGUCUACUUCGAGGUAAACAACAUCAACCUAUUCUUCGUGAUCAUAUAUGUAAGGAAAUGAACCCACUUGUUGCUGCUCGUAUGAGAUAUAUACCUGUUGCUCCUGGAGCUGAUUGGAGAGAUCUACCAAAUAUUGUUGUUAGAUUAUCAGAUGGAACGUAUGCUCCUAAAUUGAGAUACACUCAUGAUGACAAGAAGAAUGGACGUGGUAAAAAUAAGUCUCUCCGAGGUGUAUGUUCAUGUGCUGAAAACAGACAAUGUGAUCCAGCAGAUAGACAGUAUGGUACAUUAGUCCCAUGGUGUUUACCUCAUACAGGCAAUCGACACAAUCAUUGGGCAGGUUUGUAUGGUCGACUUGAAUGGGAUGGUUUCUUCAGUACAACUGUUACUAAUCCUGAACCUAUGGGCAAACAGGGUCGUGUUCUUCAUCCUGAACAACAUCGUGUAGUUAGUGUUAGAGAGUGUGCUCGUUCUCAAGGGUUCCCAGAUACAUUUAGAUUUUUCGGUACUAUAUUAGACAAACAUAGACAAGUUGGAAAUGCUGUUCCUCCUUUAUUAGCAAAAGCUAUUGGGUUAGAAAUAAAGAAGGCUAUCGAGGAGAAAAAUAAACAUGGAAAGUUCCAAUAAACACUCAAAGAAAAGAUGGAACAACAG